Messenger RNA from Humulus lupulus (European hop), 2310 nucleotides. RefSeq lists its product as uncharacterized. Gene Ontology annotation, molecular function: ATP binding; protein serine/threonine kinase activity. The transcript has 12 exons. Lineage: Eukaryota; Viridiplantae; Streptophyta; Magnoliopsida; Rosales; Cannabaceae. The coding region runs from base 326 to 1900 and encodes 524 amino acids. The record is from RefSeq and is a predicted model, not a curated record. Gene Ontology annotation, biological process: peptidyl-serine phosphorylation; intracellular signal transduction.
GUCGAUCGCACUCCAUUCCCCAGAAAGCCAAAAGAAAACCGUAUAUUUUUUCUCAAUUAUAAACAAACGACAAUUUGUACCAUAGAUAAGACACUCUCACGAUCCACACACACACACACACACAUAUAUAUAUAUUAGUGCCUGUUUAUAGUCUGGUAUGGUUUGUACUCUUCUCCUUCUCCUGGGCCUGACUCCUGUAUUUGUUCCGGCCUAUAGCUCCUAGAUCUCUCCUUCAAACUGUGUAUUAGUCAAUUGGAUCAAUCUACAAAUGCUUCUCUGAUUUUGACUUUUUUUUUAGUGUUUCAUUCUAUUGAUCGAUUGAGAAAUGGACGGCGGCGAUGGAACUGUGAGAUUGGAGGCCUUGAAUUUGCGGUCGGAUAGGGUCGGGUUUGAUUCCAGUCCCGAUGUAUCCGUUUCUUCUCCGGUGACGAGGCAGAAAGCCGCCGCCGCCAAACAGUUUAUAGAGAAUCACUACAAGAAUUAUCUUCAGGGACUGCAAGAGCGCAAAGAGAGACGUCGAACGCUUCAGAGAAAAGCGCAGGAGUCUCAAAUAUCGACUGAGGAACAGGAACAGAUGUUGAGGAAUUUGGAGCUUAGAGAGACUGAAUAUAUGAGGCUUCAACGGCGAAAAAUUGGAAUCGAUGACUUUGAGCAGUUGACUGUAAUUGGAAAAGGUGCAUUUGGGGAGGUGAGAUUGUGUCGUGCUAAAGAUACAGGGGAGAUUUUUGCCAUGAAGAAACUGAAGAAAUCAGAUAUGCUUAGCCGUGGCCAGGUUGAGCAUGUCCGGUCUGAGAGGAACUUACUCGCUGAGGUUGAUAGUCGGUGCAUUGUUAAGCUUUUUUAUUCAUUUCAAGAUUCUGAUUUCUUAUACCUUAUUAUGGAGUAUUUACCUGGUGGAGAUAUUAUGACAUUACUGAUGAGAGAAGAUGUUCUUUCCGAAGAUGUUGCUCGUUUUUAUAUUGCAGAGAGUGUCCUAGCCAUUCAUUCGAUCCAUCAACACAAUUAUAUUCAUAGGGACAUAAAGCCAGAUAACCUGAUACUGGACAGAAAUGGACAUUUGAAACUUUCAGAUUUUGGCUUGUGUAAACCUCUCGAUGAUAAGUAUUCAACAUUGCUAUUGGAAAAUGAGGACUUAACCACUGGGGAAACCAUUUCUGCAAAUGUAGGACAAUCUGCCUGUGAUAGACCCCCUUGGAUGAUGCCCAAAGAACAACUACUACAGUGGAAACGCAAUCGCCGUGCAUUGGCUUAUUCAACUGUGGGCACUCUUGACUAUAUGGCUCCUGAAGUGCUGCUUAAGAAAGGGUACGGAAUGGAAUGUGAUUGGUGGUCACUUGGGGCAAUUAUGUACGAAAUGCUUAUCGGCUAUCCUCCCUUCUGCUCUGAUGAUCCAAGGAUCACAUGCCGCAAGAUAAUCAAUUGGAGAACAUGCCUGAAAUUCCCUGAUGAACCGAAAAUAUCAAAUGAGGCUAAAGAUUUGAUAUGUCACUUGUUAUGCAAUGUUGAAACAAGGUUGGGUAGCCGAGGAGUGGAAGAACUAAAGGCCCAUCCAUGGUUAAGAUGCAUUCAAUGGGACAAGCUAUAUGAAAUGGAAGCUGCGUUUCAACCUACAGUCAUUGGUGACUUGGACACACAGAAUUUCGAGAAGUUUCCUGAAGUAGAGGGUCAGCCAUCCACAAUUCCAACAGUGGGACCUUGGCGAAAGAUGUUGACAUCCAAAGAUACCAAUUUCAUUGGAUAUACUUUUAAAAAAUCAGAUGUCCUUAAAUCCCUUGAAAAUUCAGGUACCGACAUGAGAUCAAAUGGGUCUAAAAAAUCUCCUUCUCUGAUAUCCUUGUUAGGUCAGAUGAACUUGCAAGAAACAGAGAUAUCGGAGGGUAAGCAAAAGCAGGAAACGUAAGCAUUUAUGUUGGAAUUGGUAAUUCUAUUUUUUUUUGUUGCACAUAUUCAGACAGAAACGAAUAUAAAAGAUGAACGACAAGGUUGCUGGCUAAAGGCGUUAAUAAAAGAAGAGAGGUCAUUUGGCCAAAAGAGUUGACACAAUCUUGGAAGGGUCUCUUUGUUUCUUGAUUGACUCUAUUAUGUGAUCAAGGAUAAACGUAAUGUGAUAAAAAAUAGAUUCAGGAUGAACCAUUAUUAUGUGUCUGACCCUAUCUCCAUAUAAUCUGCUCAAAGAACCAUAUAAGUUAUUUUUUCGGGUACUGUUUUUCUCUGUAUAUCCAACGAUUAAGUCAGGACCAAAUUAUGCAGUUUUGUUGCUAAUAUUUUUCUGUUUUAUAUUCAUUUGGAAAAAGGGGUUGGAAAUCGCAA